Molecule: messenger RNA, 1408 nt
Organism: Hibiscus syriacus
Lineage: Eukaryota; Viridiplantae; Streptophyta; Magnoliopsida; Malvales; Malvaceae
Product: CMP-sialic acid transporter 3-like
Exons: 15
Coding region: 189-1394 (401 amino acids)
Biological process (GO): pyrimidine nucleotide-sugar transmembrane transport
Cellular component (GO): Golgi membrane
Molecular function (GO): pyrimidine nucleotide-sugar transmembrane transporter activity
Source: RefSeq, a predicted model, not a curated record
CCUCCCAAUUCCAAGCUCCCAACUCUUUCUUUCCAUACAUUUUGGCCCUUUAAUUUUCAGAUUUAUAUUUUGUUUUGUCCGAAUCUGAUCGAGGGCUUCGAGAUCUCUCAAGAUCUGCGGCCUCUCUAACCUUUCGCUUCCUCGUAACUUCACUCAGUUUUAUUAGCUAGGUGCAGGAGCUGGCGGGGAUGAUAGAAUGCAGUGUUUGCCACUCAAAAAUAGCAUCGCCCGGUAGUAAAACCGUUUCGAGGGCUUAUGAUACGCACCGCAGCUAUGUCUCCUCCAAAACUCGUCUCCUCAACGUUCUUUUGGUCUCCGGUGACUGCAUUUUGGUCGGUUUUCAGCCUAUAUUGGUAUAUAUGUCAAAGGUGGAUGGGGGUUUCAAGUUUAGCCCACUUAGCGUUAAUUUUCUUACUGAGGUGGCCAAAGUUACUUUCGCCAUUAUUAUGCUCUUGUUCCAGGCUCGGAAGAAGAAAGUUGGGGAGAAAUCUCUUCUCUCAAUUUCAUCAUUAGUGCAGGCUGCUCGAAAUAAUGUGCUUCUUGCAGUUCCAGCUCUACUUUACGCUAUUAACAAUUACCUAAAGUUCAUCAUGCAGCUUUAUUUCAAUCCUGCUACUGUGAAGAUGCUUAGCAACCUAAAGGUUUUGGUAAUAGCUAUCUUGUUAAAGAUGAUCAUGAAACGGCGGUUUUCUAUUCUUCAGUGGGAGGCUCUUGCAUUGUUGCUUAUUGGAAUUAGCAUAAACCAGUUGCGGUCUUUUCCAGAGGGUACUACUUCAUUUUAUCUUCCGGUUGCAACUGGCGCAUACAUGUACACUCUAAUUUUUGUUACUGUCCCAUCAAUGGCAUCUGUCUUUAAUGAAUAUGCUUUAAAGAGCCAGUUUGAGACGAGCAUUUACCAUCAGAACUUGUUUCUUUAUGGAUAUGGUGCAAUUUUCAAUUUCCUAGCCAUUCUUGGAACUGCACUUUUUAAAGGUCCCAGUAGCUUGGAUAUCCUUCAGGGACAUUCAAAAGCUACCAUGCUUCUAAUAUGCAACAAUGCAGCCCAAGGGAUCUUAUCAUCUUUCUUCUUCAAAUAUGCAGAUACAAUCUUGAAAAAGUACUCCUCAACUAUUGCCACGAUUUUUACUGGCAUAGCAUCUGCUAUUUUGUUUGGUCACACACUGACCAUAAACUUUGUUUUAGGAAUAUCAGUUGUGAUCAUCUCCAUGCAUCAGUUUUUUUCGUCAAGUUCAAAGGUUAAAAAUGAAAAACAAAGUGGUAGUGUGGAGAUGGUGGAUAGCCAAGACAGCAAGAGGUCUAAGGAUGCAUCGGUGCUAAAUAUGACUGCUGGAGCUAAUGAAGAUGCUAGUCAUCGUGGUCAUGAGGAAGAGAAAAGACCGCUUCUUCCCAUUUAAGUUCCACAUAAUUG